Messenger RNA from Paramacrobiotus metropolitanus, 2259 nucleotides. RefSeq lists its product as uncharacterized. The coding region runs from base 196 to 1983 and encodes 595 amino acids. The transcript is spliced from 3 exons. The record is from RefSeq and is a predicted model, not a curated record. Lineage: Eukaryota; Metazoa; Tardigrada; Eutardigrada; Parachela; Macrobiotidae.
UCGAUGUUGCAUUUUUUGUGCUUUUUAUUUUAACUAAUUGAAUUGAAAAAUUCGAAGUUGGAUUAAGCAUUAUUUGGUGUCUUCGCUAAACAACUACCAUGCAGUAGUAACUGAGUAGUUGGUAAAUAUUUACCGUUUGCGUGCAUUUAUGAUGGUCAAAUUCACGACAUAAUCAUAAACAAGUUAAGUACCACAAUGCCGGUAACCAACCUGCCAAGGCGAUUCAAACCCGCUCCGAAAAUGCCAGUGCACAGUGUCGAUGUUCUGGGCGAAGACGGUCUGUUCCGCUAUGGACGCGUGGUGGAUGUGGCUGACAAUGGACUGUUCGUCGAUUUCUGUUGUGCAGGUCGUCGCCGUGAGCUUGUCCCUUUUGACAAGGUUUUCCUGACCACUUAUCGCCCUUUAAAUGGCAACGAACUGGCCAAAAUAUAUGCAGCGCCAGAGACAGUCCUCUCUGUAGAUGUCCGCUGGCGCCACAGCCUCGCCGAUCCCUGGAUUUGGUUUCCGGCUGAAUUGGUCAAUCUUACACGCGGUGUGCAGCACGUGACGUACGAUGCUGCAGUGGUUCGUUGGUGGAACACCGUCGCAUGCACGGAUAUUGUCCCGGUUGAGCGAAUUCGCCGGAGCGUCAUAUCUUCUGAUUCGUCGACGGGUGGAUUUUCGAAUGCAACGAAACGAGUUCCCGUGAGCCCACGGACCUUUGUCAAGGGCAGCGCGCCAUUACCGCCGCGUUAUAUCUCUCUUGCGCCAGCAGCGGCCGAAAACCUGGUCAAAGAACUGAAUUGUCUGAAACAUCUUUGGGCCGACCAAUUCCGGUCCGUGCUUGUCGUCGAAGUGAAAGAUGGACAGCUGUUCUAUUUAGAGCAGCGGUCUUCCGAAAAGGAGCGGGCUGCGGAGGGACCGUGUUUUGACGAUUGUUGGACACAUUUUGGAACGGAUUGCACCUUCGAUGCGGACGACAAAGAUAUGGAGGAAAGCGUGACGGAUGGACCGGGCACUUGGACAACGGAUGAGGGGGAUAUUGGUGCUUUGACGACAAACGUGUUGCUGGAGAUCUUCUCACAUCUGACUGCUAUAGUACAAAAUUCACUACGCAGGGUCUGUACAGCAUGGGACUAUAUCAUGGAUUUGAUCACUUGCAUUUCUAUGCGACCACACAAAUUUGACCAAGCGCACAGCUCUGUUCACCACGACUACUUUCUGACGGCGCCAAUCUUUAAGUGUCUGCGCGCGUCAACCAAGUUCAUCGUCGUGGACUGCCGCAAAUGGGAGAUGGGCGGAGACGUUUUCCUCAAGGUGUUCGAGAUGAUACACUACGUUGCGCAGCACCAUGGAAGCAUUUUUCUGAAUACAAUCGUUCUGGUGGGUCUCAAAGGCAGCAUGCUUGGCGUCAGUACGGCCUGCGACACCCAUCACACUGGUCAACGGCAGGAGGUUGAGCCAUCAUCGUUCCAUGCGGGGAAGGAAAAUGCACAGGCAGCUGGCCAUGUCUGUCUCCAUGAUUUCACGGUGGCCUGUCGGGAUCUUCCAUGCAACGCCCUCCUCUUCCUCGAUUGUGAAUUCCGUCUGCAAUUAUCAAGGGUCUAUACGGCGAUGUGGUUUUCCAUAGACCGCAGUUUCUCUGUGCCGUCUAUCGAAAGUAAAAUCUCCAGGGCGCGAAUGCAGCGGCGAAGAGACUACGAUUUGGGAUGCUGCAUUUGGGAUGCGCUGGAGGCUGGUUUGCCAGUGGCCACUGAGGAUCAAUUGCAGCGUCUGUCUCAGCGAUGUGCAGCGAUCCACGCCGGGCAGGUACCCGAACAUUAUAUCCAAUGGUUCUACUCGGUUCUGUGUGCAACGCAAUCAGGUGACCCACGACCAGGAUCACGCUGGUAUGAGAAGAAGUGGUGCGCUGACGGUCUGGCUGAUCUACGGUUGGGAAACUUAUCGCGCAUUGCGUUGCUUUCCUUGGUGAAGCUGGCGGGCUGUUUCUCGCCCGUGGUAUGAGUGAAAUAUUCAAUUUCAUCGAACGGAAAAUGAUGUAUUUGGACUGGAGAUACCUGCAAUCGUCACAAAUGCAACCCCGACUAAAUCACCAAGUACAAAGAGUUGCAAAUCCGAAUAGCUUCGCUCUAAUAAUGUCUUACUGUUAAAUUUAUGCGGUACGCUUUCUGUCUGCAUCCUGUUAAUUUUUUUUGUAACACUGGAUUUAUUUGUGGGUUUCUUCGAGCAUUCUUCGUCGAGGUUUGAUUUUCAGUUAGAAGUUUAAGCAGAAGUAACAUU